Gryllus bimaculatus (two-spotted cricket) is the source of this 1287-nucleotide messenger RNA. NCBI's taxonomy places the organism in Eukaryota, Metazoa, Arthropoda, Insecta, Orthoptera, Gryllidae. The record is from the annotation of a GenBank genome assembly.
AUGCCGCGCGGCUACAUCUCCUCGAGCAGCGACUGCGCGCGCGGCUGGUGGCGCCGCGGCUGGGACGCCGACAUCUUGUUCGCGCUCGCGCAGCACACGGGCAACGCUCGCGGCUGCGUGCAGGUGGCCGCCGACAGGGUCUUCGCCAACGGCUCCAUGGCCGGCGGCAUGCUGCAGCUGGCGCGCGGCCGCGUCGACCUGCACGGCAAGGCCAGAAAUUCGAGCCCCCUAAUCACAGGGGCUCUAAGCGCGUACUUUACUUGUGCCCUCUACCACUUUUGCACUGCCAGGUACCCGGAGAUCGCCCUGGGGAGGGUGGUGAGCUUCCUGUACCCGCACAGGCAGGAGAACCUGUGCGUCAUGGUCCGGAGGAACUGGCAUUCGGCGCACAUGGCACUGCCGUCGUUCUCGGUGCACAUCUGCGCGCUGGCCGCGCUCGUCCUCCUGCUCUUCUGGGCCGCCCUGGCUGUCGCCUUCCGAGCCCCCCCGCAGCGCGCCGCGCUGGAGGUGGCGCGGACCUUCAUCACAGGCGCCUUCGCAACCGCUGAGCGCCGGCUGAUGGUGUGGCUGAGCGUGUUCAGCUUCGUGGUGAUGAACGCGUUCAGCGGGGCGCUGGUGGGGGCGCUGGUGGCGCCGGACCACGAGGCGCAGGUGGACACGCUGGCGCAGGUGAACGCGCUCUACGACGUCGUCUACUCCACCAAGGUGACGGCGGAGGCCAUCGCCAACAUCGGCCGAGAGGAGGACCCGGUGGCCUACGCGCUGGCGCGCAAGGUGCGGUCUCUGGGGCAGCCGCAGUGGCGCCAGGUCAUCAGCGCCGCCGCCUCCGGCGCCGCCCCCGCCGCCGUCCUCUCCACGGAGACCGGGCUCGACAUCUUCCGCAGCUACCCCAGCGCCUCAGCAGGCGGGGCGCCCCUCUUCCACAAGGUGCGCGAGUGCGUGCUGUCGCCGGCUUUCUACGCGUUCCCGGUGCGCGCGCGCUGGCGGCUGCACGAGCGCUGGAGCGGCCUGCUGCAGCGCCUGGUGGAGGCCGGCCUCGUGGACAAGUGGUGCGCCGACAACCUGGCGCGCAUCGCGCGCGAGAACAACGGCACGCGGGCGGCGGGCCAGCGCCCCGGCGCGCCCACCAGCGCCUGGCGCUCCGCCACCCUGCGCGCGCCGCCUGGCGCGUGGCGGCGGCGGCGCGCGGCGCUGCUCUGCUUCGCGGCCGAGCGCUGGGCGGCGACGGUGGGUGCGCGCUGCCUCCGAUUCCGAGGUGCAGCGAGCGGCCCUCUAAGUUGGAAGUGA